CAAGGAGAAGAGCAUCCCUCCAGCCCUGACCUUUCUUCAGCUGUUUACACUGCUGAGCUGCGUCAGGAUGAAGAAGACACCAUUUGAUCCCUCCCAGAGUGGUGAGGGGAGAAAGGCAACAACGAUACGCGAUACGAACAACAAUAAUGACUCUGAUACUGGUGAGUGUGAGGAGGUGUCUAUUGACUAGUGCUGCUACAUAGUACAAUUAUUUAGGCUUCACUUGGAGGAAAUGUUUCACUUACAGGCUCUGACUAUUCUGCAGGUGAUGUGAAAAGGAUCAAGGACAAGAGUAAAGGAAAGGAUCGGAAAGAGAAAGUUUGGAUUGAAGUUAAGAAAUCUCAGGACCACAAACGCAGAACCACACCGGAAACAGAAAAAUACAUUAAACAAAGAUCUAACUCGGUCUCCCCUGUGGAGAAAGCAAAGGAGACCCAGCAGAAAGAGAAGAAGCAGAGCAUCCAUCCAGCUGUGGCGGCCCUGCAGCUGUUCACUCUCUUCUGCUGUGGAGGGAAAGUCAAGCUGAAGAAAACUCGUCCCUCUCAGCACAGACAGAGUAAAAAGGACCAGGACGAAGAUAAUGCAUCUGAUACUGGCUCAGACUGGUCUGGAGGAGAUGUUACAACCAAAAGGUCAAGGACAAGAGUAAUGGAAAGGUAGGGAGGGAGAAAGACUGGACUGAAGUCCAGCUAUUGAAAUCAUCUCAAGACCAUGAACCCAGAAGUACAACACCAGAAACAGACAAGGGAACUAAUUUGGGACAAAGACUGAACUCUGUGAGACAAGCAAACAUGCUGUAUCAUAUUUUAUUGUGAGCAAAAGAUCUUUCCCAUAAUGUUUUAUCAUUGGGUAUUGCAAUUGUCUUAUGCAGGCAAAUCAAAGGACACCCCGGCAAGUGAAGACCCAUGUGGAGAAAAUGUACAUAAGUCCUGACUCUCCGACUCUACCACGUGCCCACAGCUCCCUCUCCCAGUUCUCCCUGGCUAGGAACCUGGCCAUCCUCCCACUGGAGUGGCAGCUACCUGGAGUCCCUCUGACCACCUCGUCUAUGGCAACUAGGACAGAGAGAAAGCCAUCCACUACCAACACUUCGACACAGGCGCAGACAGAAACACAGACAACAGAUAUGAACACAGACACACAGACCACUGCCACCUCUCAGAGACAGAUCUCCAUGGUGACCACCCAGUCAUCAGAGACCAUGACAGAGGUUCACACAUCAGACUCAAGCACCCAGAACUCCACUCCUGACAUGGCACUGACCCCUGAGAGCACUAAGGACAUGAUCGCUACUUAUGAGGAUGUGAAGGAUGACUCUGCUGAAGAUUUGAUCUCCACCCUAACAGACACCUCUAUGGAGAAAUCCGUCAGUGAGACCAGCCUGAAAGCCCUCAUCGCUGAGGAUGAGGAAGAUAACAAUGAGAUGAAGGAUAUGGCUGCCUCCGCUAGCCCUGCUACUGAUAAUGCCAAUGAGGAUGCAAAGCUACUGGAGCUACUUUAUUAUUAUUAUUAUUAUUACUUUAUGACUACAUGUUGACAGUGGAGACCGAGC
Molecule: messenger RNA, 1552 nt
Organism: Coregonus clupeaformis (lake whitefish)
Lineage: Eukaryota; Metazoa; Chordata; Actinopteri; Salmoniformes; Salmonidae
Product: cell wall protein IFF7-like
Exons: 4
Coding region: 866-1537 (223 amino acids)
Source: RefSeq, a predicted model, not a curated record